AUGUCCGCAGCCAACAAAAUCUUGCGAACAGCCAACGCUCCCCAAACUCCUCCUUCGGAGAUUGAGCAACAAAUCGCUCAAGCUUUCGUCGACCUCGAGCAAAACGUCCCAGAGCUCAAGUCCGAAUUGAGACAACUCGCUUUCUCCGAGGCUAGAGAGGUUGAUGUCAAAGGUGGAAAGAAGGCCGUCGUAAUAUUCGUCCCUGUCCCCAUGGCUAAGGCUUUCCACAAAGUCCAACAAAGACUUACCCGAGAGCUCGAAAAGAAACUCUCCGACAAAUACAUCGUCUUCCUUUCUCAACGACGAGUCCUCCCCAAACCUGCCCGAAACUCCUCCGCCGCCAAGAAACAAAAGAGACCUAGAUCUCGAACCCUCACCGCCGUCCACGAGAAGAUCCUCGAAGAACUCGUAUGGCCCAGUGAGAUCGUUGGUAAGAGAACCAGAGUUGCCCAAGAUGGUGGUAAAUUAAUCCGAGUCUUCCUCGACUCAAAAGACCAAAACAACCUCGAAUACAAACUCGACACCUUCUCCUCAGUCUACCGAACUCUUGCUGGUAAAGAUGUCCACUUCGAGUUCCCUGUACAAGCUGCCGAGUAG
Kwoniella botswanensis is the source of this 597-nucleotide messenger RNA. RefSeq lists its product as uncharacterized. The record is from RefSeq and is a predicted model, not a curated record. Gene Ontology annotation, cellular component: cytosolic small ribosomal subunit; small-subunit processome; ribosome. Gene Ontology annotation, molecular function: structural constituent of ribosome. Lineage: Eukaryota; Fungi; Basidiomycota; Tremellomycetes; Tremellales; Cryptococcaceae. The transcript is spliced from 4 exons. Gene Ontology annotation, biological process: rRNA processing; ribosomal small subunit biogenesis; translation. The coding region runs from base 1 to 597 and encodes 198 amino acids.